AUGGAGCUUACGCGGGAAAAAUCGGGCGCGGCUGUUUGUGAAUUUUUUUUAAAAGCGGCCUGUGGAAAAGGAGGCAUGUGCCCGUUCCGACACAUCAGCGGGGAAAAGACGGUCGUUUGCAAACACUGGCUACGAGGACUGUGCAAAAAGGGAGACCAGUGCGAGUUUCUGCACGAGUACGACAUGACCAAGAUGCCUGAGUGUUACUUCUACUCCAAAUUCGGGGAAUGCAGUAACAAAGAAUGUCCAUUCUUGCACAUCGACCCGGAGUCUAAGAUCAAAGACUGUCCCUGGUAUGACAGAGGCUUCUGUAAACAUGGUCCCCUUUGCAGACACCGGCACACUCGAAGAGUCAUUUGUGUGAAUUACCUAGUAGGAUUCUGUCCAGAGGGGCCUACCUGUAAAUUCAUGCACCCUCGAUUUGAACUGCCAAUGGGAACCACAGAGCAACCACCACUGCCUCAACCGACACAAACACAACAAAAGAGGACACCCCAAGUCAUUGGAGUCAUGCAGUCUCAAAAUAACAACAGUGGGAACAGAGGACCCCGGCCGUUGGAGCAGGUCACCUGCUACAAGUGUGGUGAAAAAGGUCAUUAUGCCAACAGAUGCACCAAAGGACAUCUGGCCUUUCUCAGUGGACAGUGAAAGAGCAGAACAAAGAGUGCGAGGGAGCUGUUAACACUGAGAAAAGGUUUCUGCCUAGCACUAUGUCUUGAACUAUUAAUCAGGUUGUUUUUUAAUGCCAUUACUGAAAGAACUGGUCAGAGGCUGGCUGCUGCUAAGCAACAUUUUUGUAAUUGUCCACAACUUUUUUUUUAUGUUUUAACCUUUUUAAAAGAGAUUUUGGCCUACGCCUAUAUUCAUUGAGCCCUGCUGAAAGGUAGAUCUAAAAGCCCAGAGAUGUGCGAACCCCUCACCGGUGCAGCACUCCACGUAAACACACCUUACACCAGUGUUUCUUUAAAGUGUUUUCCUUCUGCCACUUCUCUUUUGGAGAACCUGCAGCGUUUCAGCCCUCCCUGUGGAAGCAGGAAGCCUGACUGGGAAAACUAGUAGUUGAAAUGCCUUCCCUUCAGUGAGGAAGCAGGGAUUCUGCUGUCCUGUAGCUCUUAAAAAGCAAAGUCGUGUUGCCAGGUACAGCCUGCUGUAGUCAGUAAGCCUGGCCUGGUGGCUGAUGUAACGCAUCACGUACGCCAGGCUGCAAAACUUUCGUCCACUUGCUUUGUUUCUGUGCUUCGUGCUAUACUGAAGGUUAGAAAUCGAUCCUCUGGGUGAGAACCGAUCAAGGGGAGAAUAAGUUGGCGUCUCUGUGGUUAGCCAAACGAUGAGGAACUGUGAUUGUAGGAAAGGCGCAUCUGUGCUCAUUUUCCGUUUGCAAAAAGCAC
This is a messenger RNA of Opisthocomus hoazin, 1388 nucleotides long. NCBI's taxonomy places the organism in Eukaryota, Metazoa, Chordata, Aves, Opisthocomiformes, Opisthocomidae. The record is from RefSeq and is a predicted model, not a curated record.